GGCCCAUUGAUUAAAUGUGGGAGAUUUCUCGCAAUACCUGCAAAGCAGCAGUGGGCAGCAGUCCCUUGUGCGUGCCUCUGUCAUUUCCAAUAUGUCUCUGCUCCCGAGAAUUAUCCAGCUUUUAGUGCUUGUGGCUCUUUCGAGUGCCACGAGGAGAAGCCCUGAGGAGGCACGGCUUAUUGCAGAACGCGUUUUGGAAAGUGUGCCACUGGUUGAUGGGCACAAUGACCUGGCGAUGAAUAUAAGGAAUAAGGCCGCUGGCCAAUUAGCAAAUGUAGAUUUGAGCCAAAACCUGACGAACCACCCUCUUUGGGUUGGCUGUGGUAACUGCCACACGGAUAUACCCAGACUCAGAGCUGGAAUGGUCGGCGCACAGUUCUGGUCCGCUUUUACUGGCUGCACCACUCAGUAUCGAGAUGCGGCUCAAAAGACACUGGACGCCAUCGACAUUAUCAAAAGAUUUUCCCAAAAACACAAUAAUGAUUUCAAAUUUGUAACAACUGCACAAGGAAUUUGGGAUGCGUUUAACGAGGGAAAAAUCGCCAGUUUGAUUGGCGUUGAGGGUGGCCACAGCAUGGACAACCGAUUGGCCAUCCUGCGCCAGUUUUAUGAUGUGGGAGCUCGUUACAUGACUCUGAACCACGUCUGCAAUACGCCGUGGUGCGACACCUCCAACGUCGACGACCCCGCAUCCGGCGUCCUUCCCAACAACAAUGGCCUCAGCGACUUUGGAAGGAUUGUUCUUCAAGAGAUGAACAGAUUGGGAAUGUUGAUAGAUUUGGCGCACGUUUCCAAAGCGGCGCAAAUCCAAACUUUCCAAGUGUCGCGAGCACCGGUCAUUUACUCGCACUCGAGCGCCUACGCGUUAUGCGACCACCAUAGAAACGUGCAUGAUGACGUUUUGCAACUAGUGAAAUCCUCCAAUUCAAUCGUUAUGGUGAAUUUUUACACUUGGUAUGUGACUUGCAGUAGCACAGCCACAAUUCAAGAUGUUGCAGAUCAUGUGAACCACAUCGCCAACGUUGCUGGAUUCGAUCACGUUGGUAUUGGAAGCGACUUUGACGGCAUUGAAAGGGUGCCUGAGGGAUUGAAUGACGUUUCUUUCUACCCUGAUCUCUUUACCCUUCUGGCUUUGGAUCCAGCUUGGACGGAAGCGAACUUGCGCAAGUUGGCUGGGGAGAAUUUGAUUCGCGUUUUUACUGAUGUUGAAAGGGUGCGCGAUGAGAUGGCUGCUGAAGGCAUCACGCCCUUUGAGGAGAAUAUUCCAGUCGGAGAUUUGGGAAAUAACACAGCUUGUUACGGUGGUUACUAAUUUGUGUAAUACAAUUCAGUCUUUAUCAUUAUUACAUAAUGAUUUUGUAACGCUAAAGCACACAAAUCAAUAAAUGGAAAACUUUGAAGCAAAGAUAAAAAUGAUUGCAAUUU
Messenger RNA from Neocloeon triangulifer, 1425 nucleotides. Its product is annotated as dipeptidase 1-like. The transcript is spliced from 9 exons. Lineage: Eukaryota; Metazoa; Arthropoda; Insecta; Ephemeroptera; Baetidae. The coding region runs from base 92 to 1312 and encodes 406 amino acids. Gene Ontology annotation, biological process: proteolysis. Gene Ontology annotation, molecular function: metallodipeptidase activity. The record is from RefSeq and is a predicted model, not a curated record.